AUGCCCCGACUGUCCGACUACGUCGCCAAGCAACAGCUGCAGCAGCAGGCAGCCCCAGUGCACCGUCAUAGCUCAAGCAAGGAAACUGGCCUGGAUGCCGCAGCCGCGGCCCCAAAAGUUGCUCCCACCAUUGCUGCGACACCGUCUCCAAAACCCGUCGCUGCUGCUGCUGCAACAGCUGCAUCUGCGCCAGCAGCCCCUGCUGCAGCUCCGUCUUCAGGCGCCGGGCCCUCAGCAUCCGCAGCCGCUGCACCGUGGCAGCCGCUGUACGAGCGUUACGUGGAGCAGUACAGACGCAGGCAUGUUGCCGUGGACGACUGGUGCUCCCUAGUUAAUACCGGGGGUGGGGAUGUGAUGGGUUGGGAAGCGUGCGCGUACAUGCACCCGAGGGUCCGUGACCGGGGUCCCCGAACCUACCGCCACCCCGACGGCUCCCUGCGGCCCGACCCGCCGGUGGCCGACAUGUACUCUCAGGCCAACCGCGCGCACUGGGCAGAGCUUGUGGGCUACUGCCGUACACACGGAGGCGACCGGGAUUAUGAUACGCAGGGUAGGAGCUGCAGGGGUUGCCGUUGCGAACAUCCCCUCCACCUCCUCUCUGAGUUCUCCCUCCCGGGGUGGGUUCUCCCUUUUUUUGGUCACGGCGUGUGGGCUCAAGGUGAAAAGCUCGCAAGCUUUUCCCUCAGGUACGGCAUUGGCGUACCGCCGGAAGCACAUCAGAAGCUGCUUGAGGCGCUGGACCUCCUGGAGGAGUUGACGCCGCCGCCCGCAGAGCUGCUGCAAAACGAGAGGCGAGGCGACCCGCUGGCCGACCCGGAGCACCCCUUUAACCGCGAGUGGCAGCAGCUGGCCGAGCAAGUGUUCGCCGCAGCAUCGGCCAGGGGCCAGAUGAAGCCUCACUUGGGAGGGGUUGGUUGGCAGGAGAUGUGUGAAGGUGCAAUCAAAAAGGGCAUCUUUGGGCGUCUCUUCGGGUUCAAGAAGAAGAAGAAGACCAAAGGGCUCCCUCCCAAUAUUGAUAAAACCCAAAGUUGGGACACACCAAAGUUGCAUGGAGCUAUACCCUAA
This is a messenger RNA of Volvox carteri f. nagariensis, 1065 nucleotides long. RefSeq lists its product as uncharacterized. The transcript is spliced from 10 exons. Bases 1 to 1065 code for a protein of 354 amino acids. The record is from RefSeq and is a predicted model, not a curated record. NCBI's taxonomy places the organism in Eukaryota, Viridiplantae, Chlorophyta, Chlorophyceae, Chlamydomonadales, Volvocaceae.